UCCCGCUUGUUGUGAGGAAGCUUUGGGGUCUUCGUGAGCCUGCGGGGCCGAUUUCUGGGGUCCAGGCUUCGGGCAGGUUGCUGCUGCAGCCAUGGCGGCCUCCACCGCGGCUGGGAAGCAGAGGAUUCCCAAAGUGGCCAAGGUGAAAAACAAAGCCCCGGCUGAGGUACAGAUAACUGCAGAACAACUCUUGAGGGAAGCUAAAGAGAGAGAACUUGAGCUUCUCCCUCCUCCGCCUCAACAGAAGAUCACAGAUGAAGAAGAGUUAAAUGAUUACAAACUAAGGAAAAGGAAGACUUUUGAAGAUAACAUAAGGAAAAACAGGACAGUAAUUAGUAACUGGAUAAAAUACGCACAAUGGGAAGAGAGUCUAAAAGAGAUUCAAAGGGCUCGAUCCAUAUAUGAACGUGCUUUAGAUGUGGACUAUCGAAAUAUUACACUCUGGCUGAAAUAUGCCGAAAUGGAAAUGAAGAAUCGUCAGGUCAACCAUGCCCGAAAUAUCUGGGACCGGGCCAUAACAACUCUGCCUCGGGUCAACCAGUUCUGGUACAAGUACACGUACAUGGAGGAGAUGUUGGGAAACAUUGCUGGCGCCCGGCAGGUGUUUGAGCGCUGGAUGGAAUGGCAGCCUGAGGAGCAAGCCUGGCACUCCUACAUCAACUUUGAGCUGCGAUACAAGGAGGUGGAUCGGGCCCGCACCAUUUAUGAACGCUUUGUUCUCGUGCAUCCUGAUGUGAAGAACUGGAUCAAAUAUGCCCGCUUUGAAGAAAAACAUGGUUAUUUUGCCCAUGCACGGAAAGUGUACGAGAGAGCUGUCGAAUUCUUUGGAGAUGAACAUAUGGAUGAACACCUUUAUGUUGCCUUUGCCAAAUUUGAAGAAAAUCAAAAAGAAUUUGAAAGGGUACGAGUGAUCUACAAGUAUGCCCUGGAUAGAAUUUCAAAACAGGAGGCCCAAGAACUCUUUAAAAAUUAUACCAUCUUUGAGAAGAAGUUUGGUGAUAGGCGGGGCAUUGAAGACAUCAUCGUGAGCAAACGGAGAUUCCAGUAUGAAGAAGAAGUGAAGGCUAAUCCACACAAUUAUGACGCAUGGUUUGAUUACUUGCGUUUGGUGGAAAGUGAUGCAGAAGCAGAAACAGUGCGAGAAGUCUAUGAAAGAGCCAUUGCCAAUGUCCCACCCAUUCAGGAGAAGAGGCACUGGAAGCGCUACAUCUAUCUGUGGGUCAACUAUGCACUCUAUGAAGAACUGGAGGCAAAGGAUCCUGAGAGGACAAGACAGGUGUAUCAAGCCUCUUUGGAACUAAUUCCUCAUAAAAAGUUCACAUUUGCCAAAAUGUGGUUACUAUAUGCACAAUUUGAAAUAAGACAGAAAAAUUUACCAUUUGCCAGAAGAGCUUUGGGAACUUCCAUAGGCAAAUGUCCAAAGAACAAGUUAUUUAAAGGUUACAUCGAAUUGGAGCUACAGCUUCGAGAAUUUGACAGAUGCCGGAAGCUUUAUGAAAAGUUCCUGGAAUUUGGACCUGAAAAUUGUACUUCUUGGAUUAAAUUUGCGGAAUUAGAGACAAUCCUUGGUGACAUUGAGAGAGCCCGGGCAAUCUAUGAAUUAGCCAUCAGUCAGCCACGCUUGGACAUGCCAGAGGUGCUUUGGAAAUCAUAUAUUGAUUUUGAAAUUGAGCAGGAAGAAACCGAAAGAACACGAAAUCUUUACCGACGAUUGCUUCAACGGACACAACAUGUCAAGGUGUGGAUCAGUUUUGCUCAGUUUGAGUUGUCUUCAGGGAAAGAAGGAAGUUUGGCUAAAUGCAGACAAAUUUAUGAAGAGGCUAACAAAACCAUGCGAAACUGUGAAGAAAAGGAAGAGAGACUUAUGCUGCUGGAAUCUUGGCGAAACUUUGAAGAUGAAUUUGGAACAGUAUCAGAUAAGGAGAGAGUGGACAAACUCAUGCCAGAGAAAGUCAAGAAGAGAAGAAAGGUCCAGGCUGAUGAUGGGUCUGAUGCAGGCUGGGAAGAAUACUAUGAUUACAUCUUUCCGGAAGAUGCUGCCAACCAACCCAACCUCAAGCUCCUGGCCAUGGCCAAACUCUGGAAGAAACAGCAACAGGAAAAAGAGGCUGCCGAGCAAGACCCAGAUAAGGACAUCGACGAGAGUGGAUCCUGACCUUCUUGUUCACAUGGAUACAUGUCUUACUAUUUUUAUAAAUUAAUAGUUUGGAACUCUUUUGACUCCUGUAAGUUUUUGUAUAUUCCACGAAGAACGAAUGGAUUGGACUCUUUGAUAGCUACUUUUUGAAUUAUUUUUAAAAUGCACUUGGGUUAGUUAAGGAUGGGGGCUUGGAAGUAAAGGAAUUUUUUUAACUGCUGGA
Equus quagga is the source of this 2360-nucleotide messenger RNA. It is a transcript of the gene CRNKL1, whose product is annotated as crooked neck pre-mRNA splicing factor 1. NCBI's taxonomy places the organism in Eukaryota, Metazoa, Chordata, Mammalia, Perissodactyla, Equidae. Gene Ontology annotation, biological process: spliceosomal complex assembly; mRNA splicing, via spliceosome. Gene Ontology annotation, molecular function: protein binding. The transcript has 14 exons. Bases 92 to 2155 code for a protein of 687 amino acids. Gene Ontology annotation, cellular component: post-mRNA release spliceosomal complex; U2-type catalytic step 2 spliceosome; precatalytic spliceosome. The record is from RefSeq and is a predicted model, not a curated record.